AGAGAGAUUGUUCGUCAUACGUUUGCCUCUGAGUAUCCGAAAACUAACAGAAAAUUUAUACCCCUCUCUCUCUCUCUCUCUCUCUCUCUCUCUCUGGGCUUCUCUCAAUUUCAAUUUCACAUAAACAACACAACACUAACACAUCCUCUCUCACACAAACAAAACCCUAUUUCCUAUUUUUCUCGUACUCUCUCUCUCUUUCUCUAUGUAUCUGCUUCUUCUAUUAUUCCAUUUUGCUCUUUGCUCAUUCUCCUACACCAACAACUAACUCCUCCUCCUCUUUAUUCUUCUUCCGCUUUGCAUUCCGCGAUACGGCUUGGCGGUUAUUCGAACGCCAACGUUUCGCUGUCAUCAUCAAUCACUGCCUCGCCUCUAGGGUUAUUCAAACGCCGACGUUUAGCCUCUGUAACCCUAGUUUCUGGAGGAGCUUUUUUACACCCGUCAAUCGCGUGCGUAUCUUCUAGGGUUUUCGAUUUUUUAAUAACUAUUUUCUUGGCGUUCCCGGCUGAGUUUAUCGUUGCCCUUUACGGCUUUGGUUCGAUUUUUUCAAUCGGGUUUUUUUUUUUUUUUUUUUUUUUUUUAAAUUCUGAUGGAGAGAUGAGACAUCUGUGAGUGUUUUAUAGUGGUCUGCAAAUCCAUCUUUUGGUUGAAGAUGGAGGCGUAGUGUGGAGAGGCUCUUUCUGUGCAACAUUGUCUUGUGUUUCUAAGUCACGGGGUUGUUAUUACAGGAAACAGUGUCUGUUUACUGGGUUUUUGAAGGACUCAUUAAUCUGAGCGUUUUAUUUUUUUAUAAGGUUACGGGCCUUGAAUCUGUCUAGAGUAACAACAGCAGGUUGUGUGGUUGGAAAGGUUGGAUUUUUUUCAAAGGGGUUGUAAAUUAACUGGGGAUAAUCUUGCUCUUAACUGCUGGAGGAUACUGAAUUGUGGAUUGAUCGAAUUUCAUAGUGAAAGUACUGGUAUUUCCAUUUGGAACAGCUCUGUGCAUAGGCAGGUUGUUCUUGAUUAGUUUUGGUACAAAGGAGAAAGAUGAGUGGUGCGAGUUAGAGCUAGUGGUUUUGCAUACAAGUAAAAUAGUGGUACUUGAGGGUGUUGAGGUGGUGAAGUGGUACUCUUGCUUUUCUUUUUAAUUCUGAUCAUGUUCACUGUUAAUUAUGGAAAGAAGUGAACCUGCUUUAGUUCCAGAAUGGUUGAGAAGUGCUGGAAAUGUUGCUGGGGCUGGCAGUUCAGCCCAACAUUUUGCAUCCCCAUCUACUCACACAGAUUCUCCCUCUGUAGCCCAUCACACAAGGAAUAGAUCUUCUAGGAACACUAGUGAUUUUGAUAGCUCUCGUCCUGCAUUUCUUGAUCGGAUAUCCUCCUCAAAUUCUCGGAGGAGUUCUAUCAAUGGUUCUGCUAAGCAUGCCUACAGUAGUUUUAACAGAAGUCAUCGUGACAAGGACCGUGACAGAGACAAAGAUAGAUCCAAUUUUGGAGACCACUGGGAUCGUGAUAGUUCUGAUCCAUUGGCAAACCUCUUUUCUGGAAGGAUAGAGAGGGAUACAUUGCGGCGUUCUCAUUCGAUGGCUUCCAGGAAACAGAGUGAGAUUCUACCCCGUAGAGCUGCUGUUGAUGCAAAAUCUUCUGGCAGCAUCUAUCAGAAUAAUGGCAAUGGCAUACUUUCUGGGGGUAAUGUUGGUAGUAGCAUUCAGAAAGCUGUCUUUGAUAAGGAUUUUCCAUCACUUGGGGCUGAAGAGAAGCAGGGAAUCACUGAAAUAGGGAGGGUUCCAUCUCCUGGUUUGGGUGCUACUGCCAGUCAAAGUCUACCUGUUGGUAGUUCAGCUUUGAUUGGUGGGGAGGGAUGGACAUCUGCCUUAGCAGAGGUACCAACUAUAAUGGGAAGCAGUAGUACUGGAUCUCUAUCGGUGCAACAAGCUGUUACUACAACUUCUGGGUCUGUAAUGUCAAGCGCAACAGCUGGUCUUAAUAUGGCUGAGGCUUUGACACAGACUCCAUCUCGAGCUCGUUCUACUCCCCAGGUGUCGGUCAAAACCCAAAGGCGUGAGGAACUGGCUAUCAAGCAGUCAAAACAAUUGAUUCCAGUAACACCAUCAAUGCCUAAGGCUUUGUUUUCUUGGCAGGUUCUUAAUUCUUCUGAGAAAUCAAAGCCCAAAUCAACUUUCAGAAAUGCUGAGAUAAGUGUAGUUACCAAGAGUGUGCCACAGCAGCCCUCUGCAUUGCACAUUGCUAGUCAGUCUGUUCGCAGUGUAAAUGCCAAAGUUGAUGCUCCAAAGACAUCUGGAAAAUUUACUGAUCUCAAAUCAGUAGUGUGGGAAAAUGGUGGUUCCCCAACCUCCAAGGAUGUUGCAAAUCCAACUAAUUAUUCUAACAGCAAACCGGGAAGUCAACAUGCUGUUCCUUCAGCAUCUGCUUCUACACCUUUGAGGAACCCCAAUAACCUAAAAUCCCCCACAGAGCGGAAGCCAGCUUCCUUGGAUCUGAAAUUAGGUUCCGCUUUGGAUAAGAAGCAUUCCUUUUCUCAAGCCCAGAGCCGGAAUGAUUUCUUUAAUCUCAUUAAGAAGAAAACGUUGAUGAGCUCCUCUACAGUUCUUCCAGAUUCUGGCCCGAUGGUUUCAUCUCCCUCAAUGGAGAAUUCUGAUGAAGCAAAUAGGGAAGUAGUUAGCCCUUCUGUUAGUUCUCAAUCUCUUGGAAAUGGUGCUGAACUGACUAGCAAUGGCAAUGCCAAUGACCAUGAAGAGGGAGUUCACAGACUUUCUGAUGGUGAAGAGAAAGAUUCAAUUACCAGUGCAACUAUAUAUCCAGAUGAGGAAGAAGCUGCAUUCCUUCGCUCUCUUGGCUGGGAGGAGAAUUCAGAUGAGGAUGAAGGCCUUACAGAAGAGGAGAUCAAUGCCUUCUAUCAGGAGUGCAAGAAAUUGGGCCCCACUACAUUCAAGCUAUGCCAGGGCAUGCAGCCAAAGCUGUCUAAGUUGUUUGAAUCUUAUGCAUCUAAUUUGCGGGGAGCUCCUGCUGAAUUAAGCUCUUCUGAUCCUGGAUCUGAAGCUUGAUGUGCUUCUUUUUUUAAUCAUAGGUAGAUCCAAAUUCCAAUUUUUGAUGGCAGAUGGCUAGUUCCAUUCCUUUUGUUCUGAAAGAAGGCCAAUGAUUUUGGAGUGUAAGAAGUAGGUAGGUUUUGAUCCAAUCCUGCAUGCAAAUAUUGCAAUAAGUUACAGGUGCCUCAAUCCUGCCUGCUUAACAGGGGAAUUUUUUUCCUUUUUUUUUAUUGGUUUUUGGUUAAAAGUUAUAGGGUUGGUAGGGUAGGGGCUAUUUUGUCUGCUGCGGAAGGUGCUGGGCAAUUGCUUCUUUUGGGGUUAUUUUGAUCCGUUUCUUUUCUUCAAGAGGGUUUGAUUCUACAUGAUAAAGUUUAUGAUGUUUUUGGUCAAUUUUACCAAAAAAGAGAAAUUAAAAGUUUACUUUUAAUUUUAGAGCAUGUUGAUAUGAUUAUUCUUGGAGGUCUAUGUAUUUUUUUUGGGAAUUUCCCGGCUCACAUUCUGCUACUGGUUCUCGUAGAACUGUCCAAAAAUUACGUGAAUGAUCUCGAGAUACAGAAUAGAAAUUCACUAUCUUUAAUUAUUUUCUUUCGAGUAUUCCCUUUAUAUUUAAUUCU
Messenger RNA from Gastrolobium bilobum, 3637 nucleotides. RefSeq lists its product as uncharacterized. NCBI's taxonomy places the organism in Eukaryota, Viridiplantae, Streptophyta, Magnoliopsida, Fabales, Fabaceae. The transcript is spliced from 5 exons. The record is from RefSeq and is a predicted model, not a curated record. Bases 1152 to 3041 code for a protein of 629 amino acids.